AUGAGGGCACCAGCUGACCAGAGAGACAGAUCCAAGUGGUGCGAGUUUCAUGCCGACCAUGGACAUCGGACAGAGGAUUGCAUUGCACUAAGAUUGGAGGUGGCGCACUUACUCAAAGGAGGUCACCUCACUGAAUUCCUAACAGAUAAAGGCCAACACACCUUGAACCAAGGAAGGGAGAGACGAGACGAACACAGAGAAGUCACUCCGCCAAAACCGCCCAACCAUGAAAGGACAGUCAACGUAAUUUCUGGGGGCUCAGAAGUUAGUGGAAUUACACACUCUGCUGCAAAGAGGCACACCAGACAAGCAAGAUCUAACAAGGCGGAAGGAGAUGUACCCGGUCGGGCCAGGACAGACCUGCCAACCCAGACAAUCAGCUUUCAAACUACAGAAUCAGACAAGCUUCUUAACCCUCAUCACGAUGCUUUAGUUAUUUCUAUCUAUAUUGCCAAUUGUCUUACGAAACGGGUAUUGAUUGAUAACGGCAGUUCCGCCAAUAUCAUGUUUAUUAGUGCUUUCAGGGAGAUGGGUUUAAGCGAGUCCAGCAUAACAAAGAAAACCGCCGUCCUCAUAGGAUUCAGCGGCGAGAGCAAGACAACCGUCGAAGAGAUCGACUUACCUAUCUAUGCCGAAGGAGCCAAUUUGUCAACAAGAUUCCUAGUAGUUGAUGCCCCCUCUGCAUUCAAUGUUAUCCUUGGUCGACCAUGGAUCCAUGACAUGGAGGCAGUCCCUUCCACCUUCCACCAAGUAGUGAAGUUUCCGACCAAAUGGGGCAUCAAGGAGAUCAGGGGAGAACAAAAAGACUCUAGAUCCUGCUAUCAAACCACCAUGAAGUCCAAGCAGGCCUUAUAG
Molecule: messenger RNA, 855 nt
Organism: Salvia miltiorrhiza (redroot sage)
Lineage: Eukaryota; Viridiplantae; Streptophyta; Magnoliopsida; Lamiales; Lamiaceae
Exons: 1
Coding region: 1-855 (284 amino acids)
Source: RefSeq, a predicted model, not a curated record